UUGUCUCUUUGACAGAUGGUGUUUCAAACAUACAUCAGCAGUUAGGAGUCAUAAUGGAGGGACAGGCUGACGGAUUUAAGAACCAGUGUCAAGUUUGCCGAAGGAUUUACCAAUCUUUAGCGCAUUUACGUAGACAUAUGAGAACACAUACCGGAGAAAGACCGUUUGCGUGUUACUUGUGUGAUAAAAGCUUCACGGAGAAGUGUAAUAUGAGAAGACAUAUGCUCAUGAUACAUGGGACUGCUUCUAAAGCAAUUUAUAUCAUUAUUAUUAUGUCUUUUACAGAAUCUCGUAAAAAGCAAGCAUGGUGUGAAAUUUGUUCAAAGACGUUGUACAGUCAGGCAGAUCUGAAGCGGCACAUGCGGACACAUACGGGAGAAAGACCGUUCCAGUGCGAUGCCUGUCCGAGGUCGUUCACACAGAAAGGGAGUCUAAGGAUACACAAAUACAACGUUCAUCAAGCCCAUAUAAUAUAAAUCUGUAACCUGUUUACUAAGUCGUGCAGUGGAUAAUAUUAGUUAUAAAAAAUUUUUGACAGGACUAUAUGGCUGUAAAUAAGGAGUACCGUGGUUUGCAUAUAAGCAGCCUGGGUUAUAAAUAAGAUUUUUUUGUACAGGUAAUAAAUUAUAUGGCUCUAAUAUAUAAACAGUGGUUUGCAUAGCAGCCUGGGUUAUAAAAAAGAUUUUUUUUGACAGGUAAUAUGGCUCUAAUAUAUAAACAGUGGUUUGCAUAGCAGUCUGGGUUAUAAUUAAGAUUUUUUUGGACAGGUAAUAUGGCUCUAAUAUAUAAACAGUGGUUUGCAUAGCAGCCUGGGUUAUAAUUAAGAUUUUUUGGACAGGUUAUAUGGCUCUAAUAUAUAAACAGUGGUUUGCAUAGCAGCCUGGGUUAUAUUGACAAGCAGCUAUUUAUAUGGCCAUAUAACCAGUCAGAAAUGUUAAUAACUAAUUUAUAAUACAGAAAUUUUCUUUAUUAUGGAAAAGAAGAAGAAAUAACUUUAUACUUUGAUAUCAACAAAGUCAGUGACAUUAAACCAUUUUAAGAAUCCUCAAAACUCUGCAAUUCUAUAAUCAGUAUUAGCUUCAUAUAUGAACUUCUAAAUUUAAGAAACUUUCAAAGUCCAAACUUUAUGGCUAGUUCUAUAGGUGGUCCAUUUUCAGAAGUUACACUGUAAUCUUUGUUAUUUUGACAUUUUUCUCCAUAAAAAAAGCCAUUUCUCAUUUAUAACCCAUACAUUGUGCUUAUAAUGACAAAAUUCUAAAAAAAGAAAUAAUUGCUGAUUUAUGACCUUUCACCCAACAGGAAACCCAUGGAAUGGAAAAAAAUCAGUAUUUAUUCUUAUAUUGAACCAUUAUAAUUAUUUGUACCUUUGAUGUGUUAUAAAUGUGUAUUUUGUUACAAUAAUAUGUGUUACAUUCACUGUAAUGAGUAUAGACUUUUUGGAAUUUUCACAAUUUAUAUGUUGAAUGUAUCAUGGCAGUUUCACAAUUUAUGUACAACAACAUUAACUUUUCUUGUUGUUGAAGUUUCACAAUAUGUUCAAAUUUUUACUUUUAAUUGAAGCUUUACAAUAUGUUCAAAUGUUUCGAUUGAUUGAAGCUUCACAAUAUGUUCAAAUGUUUUUAUAAAUUAAGGUUUCACAAUAUGUUCAAAUGUUUACUUUUAACUGAAGCUUCACAAAAUGUUCAAAUGUUUCUAUUAAUUAAAGUUUCACAAUAUUGUUUUCAUUGUUUAGAAAUAUCAUACUGUAUGUUUACCUUAAAAUUGAAUGUUUCACAUAAUGUAUUUUUACAGUAUUCAAAGCUUCACUACAUGAAUGUUUGGAAGUUUCACAAUAUUGUUUUGUUUACUUUUUUGUAAUUUUAACAGUCAGUAUUAAUUUUGAAUGUACAGAAGUUGUAUAAUACUAGUUUGUAGUUUCCCACAUAGAUGUUUCAUAAAUAUGUAUGUAGAUUUAUUGUAUUGAAGUUUCACAGUAUGUAAUGUAUGUUUAGCUUAAGAAAAUUUCCCUGUUUUGUAUUUGAGUUUCAGAAUAAUUAUGUAUGUUUACCACAUGCAAGUUUAAUUAUGUAGAUUUAUUUUAUUGAAGUUUCACAAUAUGUUUGUUUAUUGUAAGGAUGUUUCACUAUUUUGUUUUUGAGUUUCAUAGUAUGUAUGUUUACGACAUUGAAGUUUCAUUAUAUGUAGAUUUACUAUAUUGACGUUUCACAAUAUGUAUGUUUAAUUCUGACAGAGGUUUCACUGCUUGUAUGCAAUUUGUAUAAUUUAAGAAUAUGUAUGUUUAUCAAACGGAAGUUUUAUUAUACAUAUUUGUAGUUUACUGUAUUGAAGUUUCAAAGUAUGUAUGUUUAGUGUGUAAAGAUUUUGAGUUUCAGAAUAUGUAUGUGUCCAUAUUGAAGUUUCAUUCUUUGUAGAUUUAGUGCCACUACAUGUUUGCUUAGAGAUUUUAAAAAUGUGACUUUGUUUAAUAGUUAUUGAAGUUUCACUAUAUGUUUAAAUUCUCUAUGGAAGUUUCAUAAUACAUGUAUGUAUGUUUAGAAUUGUCCACUGUAAUUAAUUGUUUUAGUUUAGUUCCUUUGUUUCUUAGAGAAGGAAACCCAUAGAGAAUAUGAAUUUAUCAAUAAAGAA
Messenger RNA from Ruditapes philippinarum (Manila clam), 2625 nucleotides. Its product is annotated as spalt-like protein sem-4. The coding region runs from base 54 to 476 and encodes 140 amino acids. The record is from RefSeq and is a predicted model, not a curated record. Gene Ontology annotation, biological process: regulation of transcription by RNA polymerase II. Gene Ontology annotation, cellular component: nucleus. Gene Ontology annotation, molecular function: RNA polymerase II cis-regulatory region sequence-specific DNA binding; DNA-binding transcription activator activity, RNA polymerase II-specific. The transcript is spliced from 3 exons. Lineage: Eukaryota; Metazoa; Mollusca; Bivalvia; Venerida; Veneridae.